Messenger RNA from Micropterus dolomieu (smallmouth bass), 6154 nucleotides. RefSeq names its product TBC1 domain family member 10A-like. The coding region runs from base 494 to 3247 and encodes 917 amino acids. NCBI's taxonomy places the organism in Eukaryota, Metazoa, Chordata, Actinopteri, Centrarchiformes, Centrarchidae. The record is from RefSeq and is a predicted model, not a curated record. The transcript is spliced from 10 exons.
GACGACAUUGACGGGAACACGCACGUAACUUAGCUGUCAGUAGGAAAUGCGGGCUGCGGGUGUUGGAUCCGUUCCUGCCGCUGCGCUUGGAUAAAUUAAAACAAAGAAUGUACUUUUUCUUUUAGAAUGAAAACGGUUACUUAGAAGGUUACUUGAAUUUUGUGAGAAUAAUCGCUGCAGGUCUAACCGAUGUAACCGAAACAUUCAGCUAGCUAGCUAGGCUAACAGACUGAUGCUAAGAGUUAACAUUAGGCUAAGCUAACUUAGCUAGCUGAUAACUUAGCUAGCUAGCUUGCCGAUUGCAGGGACGUUUGCUCUUCCAGGUCCUCACCCAGUUCAGCGGUUCCAGCCCCGGUGUCGCUUUUUUUGUUUUCAUUUUACAGAGGUGGUUUGCGGAACCGGAGCUGUGGCGGGGGGGCGUGCGAACCCCCUGGCUAUCCAGGCGGACGGGUCGCAGUGACAAGCCGGUGGUGGGAGAGAUCAGAGUGGAACCAUGGCCGAACUCUCCACCCUAUCCCCGUCGCCACCUACAUUGGGUGAUCCUCAUGCAGCUCCAUCCAUCCCUCUGUCCUCAUCAGCCCUCCCUGCUACCAACAACCCUGCUCCAGAGUCUGCCAGGGAGGUACACAUGCCCAAGUCUUCCCUCUACAAUGACAAAGCUUUAACUGGAAACACCACUGCAGCACAGUCUGGGGGUUCAUCUUUGACUCCCCACCCACCCUUGAGUCCUCCCAAACUCAUUGCUCAGACUACUCUCACAUUGUUGGUACAUGAUGCUGUUCCUCAGGGAGAGGAAUCAGCAGGGAAAGAUGCAGAGAUUGUUAUUAAGCAGGAGACUAUAACCAGAGACCCAGCAGCUGCAGAGCUCUUGAAUACUAAAACAGAAACCCCAGUACUGUCAAGUGACCCAUCACCUCAGAGUGAAGUGCAACAUGCAUCCCCCUCUCCUGAUCUCAACCAUGGUCCUAAUCUCUACCCCAAUGUGCACGUCACCCACAAUCCAAAUCCUGUCAUGGAUGACGGUCAACUUACAGCAUACCAACCCCAAGCCGCUACAGCUUCCAAUUUCACACCUGCUCCUCCUGCAUCCACUGAUGUGGCAGCAUCAGCAUCGGCUGAAGAGGAGACACCACAGCCACUUCAACAAGCACAAAGUCAGCCUCCUCCGCUCUCCCCAAAGCCUGACAAUGAAGCAAGGAAAGCAGAACUGCCCUGCACCCCUACCAGAACCGAACACCCCAGUCCUACUAUCCCACUGAUCCACGAGCCUGCCUUCCCGAUACCCAAACCCCGGCCGGCCCCUGACACCCUCAGCUACCUAGAGUCAGCCAGCCUGAUGUCUGGGACAUUGGAGUCUCUAUCUGGGCUGGGAGAAGAUGGCAGCUCUGUGGGCUCAGACUCUGAGAUCAAUGGCCUGACUGUCAGACGCACUGAUAAAUAUGGCUUCCUAGGUGGGACUCAGUACAGUGAAUCAGGUGAAAAAGAAAUUCGAGUUGAAGUCGCAAGACAGAGAGAGGUAAAAUGGCUUGAUAUGUUCCACAACUGGGAUAAGUGGAUCAAACAUCGCUUCAUGAAGGUGAAGUUGCGCUGCAGGAAGGGGAUUCCAUCUUCUCUCAGAGCCAAAGCCUGGCAGCUGCUGUCCAACAGCCAAGAGCUCCUAGAUGCCAACCCUGGGAAAUUUGAUGAGUUGGAGAGAGAGCCGGGAGAAGCUAAAUGGCUUGACAUUAUAGAGAAGGAUCUCCAUAGACAGUUCCCUUUCCAUGAGAUGUUUGCUGCCCGUGGUGGUCAUGGGCAACAGGAUCUGUACCGGAUCCUGAAGGCCUAUACCAUCUAUCGGCCUGAUGAGGGCUACUGCCAGGCCCAGGCUCCAGUGGCUGCAGUGCUGCUCAUGCACAUGCCUGCUGAGCAAGCUUUUUGGUGCCUCGUCCAGAUUUGCGAGAAGUACCUUCCUGGCUACUACAGCGCUGGACUGGAAGCGAUCCAGCUAGAUGGCGAGAUCUUCUUCUCCCUGUUACGGCGUACUUGUCCCAUGGCAUACCGUCAUCUUAAGAAGUUCAAGAUUGACCCGAUUCUCUAUAUGACUGAGUGGUUCAUGUGUAUCUUCUCACGCACUUUACCAUGGGCCAGUGUACUGCGUGUAUGGGACAUGUUCUUCUGUGAAGGUGUGAAGAUAGUGUUUCGUGUGGGCCUGGUGCUGCUGAAGCAAAUGCUUGGCUCUGUCGAUAAACUUCGGGAACUGCAGGGCAUGUAUGAAACCAUGGAGCGUCUAAGGAACAUCUCACCUGAUGCUAUCAGAGAGGACAUAUUGGUACACGAGAUUAUCACGCUCCCGGUGACGGAAGCCCUCAUAGAGAGGGAGUGCAGCGUCCAGGUGAGGAAGUGGAGGGAGUCCAGAGGGGAGCUGACGCACCAGCCAGGCCGCCGCCUCCACGGCACAAGGGCUAUCUUCGAGCACAAACGCCGUGCCGCCUCCAUCAGCUCUGGUGGCAGCUUCUCUUUCCUGGGAAGCUCAAUCCCUCCGCCAGGACCCCUUAGGGCCUCCUCCAGCCUCCUCUCACUCCCUGGCUUCCGCAAGUCCAGGGCUCCCUUCCAGUCCCACCCCAAGAAAGGCUCCUUCUCAGGGCCAUCAGGAAUGGAGGGCAUGCAGUAUCAGUCCCCACCUGCAGUAACAUCAAGCCCGGUACAAGGCGCCAGCCAUAAACCACCCAUUCCUCCCGGGGCAGGUCAGAGGCCACCGGCACCCCACAUUCAGAGCCCCUUAGUUGGAGCUGCGGCUGGCUCAUCACAGGAGCCUGCUCAGGCCUCAGACGUCACCUCAGCACAGGGUCAACCUACUGCUUCAGCCCCAAUACAAAGCACAGCACCACCACCCAGCAUGCUAUCCCCCUCCCCUAAGAUCGUCUCUGAGCAAAUUACUCCUACUAUCCCUUCUCCUACUGCAAACAACGCCCCCCUGCCACCAUUUCAAGAUUCAAAAAAAGAAGUGCCGCCAGCAGCUGAUGCCACAACUGGAGAGGAAGAAGGAAAGAAGAAGAAGAAGAGCAAAGAAGACAAGAAGAAGGAAAAGGAAGAUGAGAAGAAAAAACUGAAGGAAAAGAAAGAAAAGGAAAAGGCUGAAAAAGAGAGGCUCCGGAAGGAGAAAGAGAGGCUAGAAAAAGAGAAGAAGAAAGGGGGGAAGAAAAAGGACAAAGGGGGAGGUGAAGCCGAGGACAAAAAUGGAGCUACAGCAGCGAGAGAUUCGGCCUAGUUUCCCACCCUGUCAUUCCAGGAUAAUGAAAAGGAAGGCCGAACAAAAAAAGAGGUCAGGGGAACAAAAGACCCCCAGAAACAGAAAGAGUGAUUAAUAAAAAAACUGGAUUGGCUUCCUGUAUAACGCAACCUUUUGUAGACUUAAUGUAGUCCCAGGACUAUAAUGGAGAAAACUGGAUCAUGGUUUCGAUAGCACCUCGAGGGGAUUUUCGCCUCUCGUUCAAUGCUUUUUUUUUUUUUUUUUUUCACUGAGUUUUAGUAAGAUGGGAAACAUUUACUUUUUCAACUGGAGCAUGGACUGUGAAUCUGAAUAACAUUUCAGAAGAUUACAGUCGUUAUCUCUUUUAGUUUUAUUAAAUUCUUGUUUUAUUUUUAUUAUUUUAAUCGGAUUGAUGGCUGUGGUUAGAGGAACCUUGACUCAAAGGAUUGUUGAACUGAAGGUUUGCAGAAAUAGUUAUGGUGCCAUAGAUUAUGUAAAUAUAACAUCUACAGCACAUAGGAUCUUGUUAGCGCUCAAUAUGCCCCAUCAGUUCACGUUUGUGGACAGGUUAUCUGGAACAAAAAGAAAAUAAAACCCUUCACACAGUUGUCUCUGAUGCAGGCACUAAAGGCAGAAAUGCUAGCAACGUUGUUGAGGAUGUAUUUAUUGUCAUGUUAAAUGUUGUGAGUGAGGGUGUGCCUUAGUAGUGUAGUGUAAUGUGUUAUGUUCUGUGCGUGGUGUCCCUGUUUUCAGAAUCCCUCUGCCUGCUUUUUAAACCAUCAUUGAAUCGUGUGUGGCUCUCCACCCAAUUCUUCUGUCAUUGGUAUAAAUCUGAUGGAGGAAAUGUACACAGAUAAAAAGAGGGAGAAAUUUAAAAAUACAACCAGACACCAUGCACUGGUGGCUGUUUUUUAAUGGUCUGUUUAUGUGUGUUGUUUUGUCACUGUUUUAAUUUCAUGCCUCAGUGUAAACUUCUUGUCUGAGAUGGAUUUUCGCAAAAGGUGGAAACAACAUUAUUGAUUUACUUGUCGAGUGAAAAUAUGCAGUACCUAGCGGUGACCGCGCAGAAGUCCUGCAGACCAAAUGUCCAUCUGUAAAAUUAGUAUUGUUUUGCUUUUGAUGAACAAAAUCCUACAUAUGUAUUUUAUUUAGCCAAAUUUCAGUAUGGGAAAGAACUUAAGUUCAUUAACCCAUUAGAAUGUGAUUUUUAAGUAUCUUAAGAGAAUGAAGGAUGAUUUUUGCACUUGUGAUUUUUGUCACAAAGCACCACUGAAGUCGACCACUCCGUUAGUGUUGUGACGUAGAAAACGAGGGUCUCAACAGGCCGGUUUCAUAUUUUGAAAUCCAUACCUUGAGGACCUAUAGGAAGCCACUUGACUGGAGGUGCCAGGUGUGCCAAUGUAGCAUUAACCUCUGAUCUUUGACCGUUGGGCUCUGUUGUAUUUAUGUACAAAGUGGUUAACUUAAUCAAAUAUAGUAUAUUAUGAAUUCUUAUUCUUAUUAUUUUGGAUCUGACUAUUUUUCUAUGUGAGUAAGAGACACCUGGUUGACUGGAACGAUGGCCGACUACACACGGUGUAGCUGCAGUGGGAUCAUAAGUGUUUUUAAUGUCUUUUAAUUUUUUCUUUGCACGCCAAGUCCUCUGCUUUUACGCAACAAACUCAUUGCAUGUCUUUGCUAUUAUUUAAGUUUACUGUUGUUGGUUUGGUCAGCUAUAGGUUCACGAGUCUCCAGUUUACUGAAGUGCAGUAUUGAAACAGAAAGAGGAAAAAUGGGCCUCCGACAGAAUAAACGGUGAGAUGACUGAUUUCGACAGAAUUUUUGGGAGUUGAAGGUCUUAAUACUACUGUAUAAAUAUACUAAGAGGUGAUUUAUGAGCUUUCAAUAGUUUGUUAAUUUGAGAUCUUAUGUCUGUCUCACUAAGUUGUGUUGUAACAUUCAUAAUGACUUAGACUUAUCUCCCUAAUCUAUUUACACUCAGUGUCCUGUACUGUAAAAUAUUUAUGCAUACAUUAAAACUGCACUGAACCCCAUCAGUAUACGAUGAAUAGUGCCAGGUAGUUAGUGUAAAACCAUUUGAUGGCAAAAAAAACAUUGAUGCUCUUUAACUGUACUGUUUUUGUAGUUAAGGAUUAGAGGGACUUUCGUGUAAUUGUAGCCAACGUGUCCUCCAUAUUCAUGCUUUUCACUUAUUUCCGGUCUUUACAUGGUUGUCAUUUCAAUAUAUAAAUAUCACACGCUCCCUCCCUCCUCUAAUUUGACGCCAGUGCAUUUUUGAGGCACAGAUUUGUAUUGGUGAGGAUAAACUUAAACUGAACACAUCUAUGCAAACCAUCAUGACUGUUGGUAGUGCGUGGUGAUGGCAGCAAUGUUUUCACCUCUGAUCAUGACGAUCAGAUCGGUGCCAUGGAAAGAUGAAUUUUGUGCUUCAGUAGGUCUUUUUCUGAGCACACUUUGAGGCCCGUGGACUACAAUAUUUUACGAGCAAUAUGUCCUCGCAGCUCAUGUCUUGAUGAUAAUAUCUUUUUUUCAGAGGGCUCGAGAUGUCAUGAUGAUCAAAUGAAUCUCUCGCUAGCUUGUGAUUCACUCUGUGGAAUCAGCACUCUGCAAUAUUGAUGAUAAAUUAAUUAAAUCCAUUUCUACUGGUCCUUUGUACAUUUCUGCAUUGAUCCUGAAAUUGUCAUCCUUGAUUACAUUUGAUUGGGAGUGACCCCACUGAUGCAAAUAUCUAAAGAAGCGUUUCAGCUGUUUUUCUCCCAAUACCGUUAUGUCUUGUGUGUUCUUAAGUUUACAUUUUACACUCUGGCGAAAGUGAAAUAAAAUCAUAGCUAAUUGAAUUCAUUCCUUCAGAUCUACAACUGAUGUAUUUAAUUGAUGAUGAUAAUGACAUUUGUGAUGAGUAAUAAACCAUAAUAUAUUAAAUCA